Molecule: messenger RNA, 2880 nt
Organism: [Torrubiella] hemipterigena
Lineage: Eukaryota; Fungi; Ascomycota; Sordariomycetes; Hypocreales; Clavicipitaceae
Source: the annotation of a GenBank genome assembly
AUGGCCGUCACAAAGAAAGCCCGCCAGAGAAUCAGCUACGUCCUCGACAAUGGCAAGUCGACCAAAGGCGGACACGGCCUCGGCGUAAAUGGCCUGGCUGUGGAUGCUGCAAACAAUAUCUUGUACUCUGGUGGCCGAGACGGCAUCGUCUGCGCCUGGGACAUUCAGGCCGCUAGCGGUGACGGCACAAAUUCGACAAAAGCGACACAUACGCUACGAGCACAGACCGGUGCCCACACGAACUGGAUCAACGAUAUAACACUAGUCGAGAAUAACUCGGCCGUCGUCUCGGCGUCGUCAGACCUUGCCGUCAAGGUUUGGAGACCAAACUCCGAGGAGCAAGGAAACCAGGCUGUGAAAAUCGGCCAACAUGCAGACUAUAUCAAAUGCGUGGCUUCGUCACGGAUCGACAAAACGGCACCAUGGGUUGCUUCUGGAGCUCUGGAUCGCAAGAUUUGCCUUUGGGAUUUGAACGGCGGCGGCAAAACACUCGAGAUUGACGUUACGGGUGAAGAAAUUCCCGAAAAGGGCUCAGUGUAUGCUCUUGGCCUUGGUCGCAACUUGUUGGCGUGUGGUGGGCCGGAAAAGACGGUGCGCCUUUACGAUCCCAGGACAGGCUCCAAGGUUUCCAAACUGAUGGGACACAUUGCCAACAUUCGAUCCAUAUUGAUUGACGACAACGACGAUACUGUUCUUAGCGCUAGCGCCGACAAGACUAUCAAGCUAUGGAGUGUUCGUGGCGGUCGAUGCAUGUAUACCUUCACUAUGCAUGACGAUAGCGUUUGGAACUUGUUCUCAGACGACCCGACGCUCGGCAUAUUCUACAGCUCUGACCGAUCCGGAAUGAUUGCAAAGACAGAUGUUCGUGGAGGCAUUGAUGACAUUGAUAACGGGCUGAGCUUGGCUGUUGCUCAAGAGCAUGUUGGCAUCUGCCGCGUAGUUGCUGCCAAUGGUCAGAUUUGGGCCGCUACCGACCGAUCCUCAAUAAAUGCCUGGGCAGAUGUCGACACUGGAGCGGACGUUCAGCUGCCACAGCCAUACCGACAUCACCGCCAGGCGUCUCUCGCCUCGAACAAGUCAGUUCCUACGAGCUACCCAACGCUGGCAAUGAAGAAGAAGGAUAUCAACCCGCAAUCGGUUUUAAAGAUUUCAAACAUGGCAACACUGACUUCCCGCAGCACGUUUGAUGCUUCAAUAGCGGCUGUAAAUGAGCCUGGCUCACGGAAGGGAUCGGUUGUUGCAAUGGAUAGCGCUGAACCCGAAAUCUUGCCCGUACACCAGAUGCCCGACGACACCAUUGAAGGACAAUUCGGCCUACUCAAGCACAAGUUACUCAAUGAUAGAAGACGAGUACUCACGCUUGACACUGCUGGCGAUGUCCUCAUGUGGGACCUCUUACAGUGCAAGCCUAUUCAGAGCUUUGGAAAACAGCACAUGGAAGAUAUUGAAGUCCAAGUAAACACACAGGAAAGUGUCGCCCCUUGGUGCUCUAUCGAUGUUAGCUCGGGCAACUUGACUGUUGUUUUGGAGCCUUUCAACUGCUUUGACGGAGAAGUAUAUGCCGACGAGCUGCAACUUGAUGAAGCAAUCGAAUUUAAAGAGGAUCAGCGAAUCAGCCUGGGCAAAUGGGUACUGAGAUAUCUGUUUGCAAACUUGAUUGACGAGGAGAUUAAGCGCGACGAAGCCCAUCGCAAGCAAAUCAAUGACGAAAUCGAACGCAAAAUUACAGCAGCUGGUGGCAGCAAAAACAUGUCGCUCGAGCUAGCGCCACCAGUCUUUGAUGACGACAACGCAACUACCCCUACAGGAAACGGAACUGGAGAAUUGCUUUCGCCCGGUAUUGCUAUUGGACUCGCAUCUCCAGGCCUACCAGAACAGAGCAAUCCUCUCAAUGGAUCCAACGAUAUAUCUACCACUGGAAUUGCACCUAUUGAAGGCGCAAAGCCCGCAGAGACGGAAGGGAAAACAUCCACAGAUCUCAGUGAUAAAGAUAAAGGCAAGGAAAAGGAUAAGGCCGCAGAAGGUGGAAAGACGGGAGGCUUUGGCAAGAAAUUCCGCAUGUCAUUCAGCUCUAAAAAGCUCGGCCGUAGUGUCGCACCCCCGGUACCCGAGAAGACUGCCGUCGAGGAGAAGGCCAUCGAGUCGGAAUCGUCCUCCAACCAUGAAAAGGAAGUGGAUGAUAGCUUCUACGGAAUCAUUCAAAAGAUUCGCAACGAGUAUGAGCGAAAUGUGGCUGAUAGACCAACGCAGCUGGUUGAAACCGGCGUUACACCCAGUCUCCCAGCUGACACACCCGUCCUCAAGAUUCCGCCAGGCACGCAGAUUAUGAUUCAAGAAGAGACAUCUGGUGGCAGCUCAACCAUCUACCAAGGAAGCGUUGAAACGAUUGGCAAGGAUGCAGACGUGAUUGAGCAAAAGGCUCCCAUGUGGCUUGGUGCUGUACUACUGCAAAACCAAGUGCCGUUCAAGGAACCUGCCAAGAUUUCCUUUGUUCUGCACCCCAUGGAUGGCCUGCCUGCUGUAGCUACGGAUGGCAACAACAGACUGAAUGCCAAUCGCAUGCUCCGCGUGCGCAAGAUUCUCGCCUAUGUUCUCGAACGUAUUGAUGGACCAGGCGAGCCUGACGACCAGCCAGACGAUCCCGAGUCCCUCUUGGAGCUCCAGUGUAACUCGAUUACACUUAAACCUAGGAUGAAUCUUGCAACCCUUCGCACUCAGAUCUGGAAGGGCGGAAAUGACAUCGUCAUGUACUACAAGCUGAAGGAGGGUGCUCGAAGCCUGCGUCCGCUGCCACUUGUUCCUCCAGCUCCUCCAGCAGAGGAAGCGGCCCCUGGUGCAGCUACUAGUACCACUGGUACUGCUACGACACCUGCUCAAUAG